Molecule: messenger RNA, 1300 nt
Organism: Racocetra fulgida
Lineage: Eukaryota; Fungi; Glomeromycota; Glomeromycetes; Diversisporales; Gigasporaceae
Source: the annotation of a GenBank genome assembly
AUGAAUCUAAAAACAAAAGAAGAUACUAAAGAUACUAGUGAACAAAGAACAAGAAAAAAAAAAUACAAGCCAGAGACUACCAACUCACCUAUUCCUGUCCCGGUGUUAAUUUCACGAUCCAGAAAGCCUAAGGAAGAGAGAGAAAAAAAAAAGGAAGAUGUAAAGUAUAUAGAAACUAAAUCAUCAGAUCACUCUAACUACAAAACAUCCACAAGUUGGACCAAACCAUUUGUUCCUACUUUUUCUGCACCACCUGAAACAAAUGAUGUUAGUGUCCCAACAGGAACACCUAUAAUUCCGGGUCUCUUACCAGGAAUGACUGAAAUUCCUGCAGUACCAGGACAGGAUAUUGCCGCUGCGAAUGCUAUAUUAUUUGCAUCUGACAUUAAAAAUUCAAAUCGAGAAAUAGAAGGUGCAUUAAUAGAAACAAGCUUUAAAAGUACAAUUGGUGUCCUAUUAGAUGAUAUCUCCGAAAGCUUUGGGAUGCGCGAAAAAGUAGCAAAUUACUAUUUGAAGCAAAAUACCGAUUUUUGGAUCCAAAAGGCGCAUAUGCAAACAAUAUUUACUGAAAAUCGGCAAAUUUUUCGCAAUUUCUAUUAUUCUAAUAAGAAACAACUAACACUACCUCCAGAAGAAGUUUGGGAAUUCAACCUUGGUAAAGCUCGUAGAACGAAAAUUGGUGUUCACGAUUACAUUGCUAUGGAUGUCGAAUUUUAUUCGGUUCUUGUUACUGAUGCCAAAACCAUCAAUAGAUCUGAACCAGCUUUGGAUAAGAUUGGUGGAAAAUGGUCUGAUCAUUGGAUACUACCUGUGGAUCCUGAAUUCCUCCUGCAAAGAACUGGCUACGCGUGCGUUAACGAAAACUCGUUUCCCAAGCACACUGUUGAAAGUGAGAAUGUGUGGGUAUAUUACGAUGAUACUUGUGAAGCUGAACCACCGAAUAAAGCAAAAAAAUAUCGGUUUGGAAAUCAUACUUCUUCCUUACCUGAUUUGGUUGGAGUUCGUAAAAAUUUAUUAGAACAAACUCGCGUAGCUUAUAGAUAUUACGGAGAAAAUACCGAUCUGAUGAAAUUACAUUUUUACAGACCUGGACGUAAAGUGGGAUUUUGCCUGCAAACUACAUGGCGUUACUUUAAUACAGAAUAUACUUAUUUAAAUACUCCAUACGAUACUUGUGCUUAUCAAGGGAUCAGUGUUGGUUGGGGAGACGACUAUGUAGCAGGAUUGGGUUGUCAAUGGAUCGAUGUUACUGAUUUACCUGCACAAAAAGCUAUUUUAAGUGACAGUUUAAAUCCGGAUG